UCAACCUUCGCUGGCUUCUAUGGUGCUCAUUGUGACAUUGGGAAAUCAGAACUGUCAACGAAAAAUUUGACAAGACAAGAGUGAACACGGUAUUUCAACAUCAACUUCCACUUCAAAUGAGAAAAUCAUGUCUAAAAAAAGUAGCCAUCAUUACUGGUGCGAACCAGGGUAUCGGUUAUGAAACUGCACUCGGGCUGGCUAAGAGGAAAAUGAAAAUAAUCAUGGCUGACAAAGCUGACCAGACAAACUCGAAAAAUAAAAUAAUCUCAGAAACUGGCAAUGAAGAGAUAAUCACUGAACAUCUAGAUUUAGCAUCUUUCCAGUCGAUAAGGAAAUUUUCUGAAAAAUUCCAUCAUACCAAUAAUCACUUGGAUAUUUUGAUUAAUAACGCUGGAGUAUUUUGUUGUAAUAAACAAACCACAAUCGAUGGCUUAGAUGCUGUGAUGCAAAUCAAUUAUCUGGGUCCAUUUUUACUGACAAAAUGCUUAGAAAAUUUGUUGAUGCAAACUGUUGGGAGUCGAAUAAUCUUUGUAUCAUCCAGUGGGUCUUUUUACCACAAAAUGCGACUGAUCAAUUUGAGGGAGCCCAACUACUACAAUCCUUAUUUAAUAUCUGGUGCAAUACAGUAUUAUAAUUCGAAGUUGUGUACUAUGAUUGCUGCCAAAGGUUUUUCAGAGAAACUGUACUCCUGGAAUGUGAUUUCUAAUUGUUUCCAUCCCGGAAUGACCAAUACUGAUUUUUUGAUAGCCGAUAAGAAGUCUACUUUGGUGACAAAAGUUGUAAAAAGGGCUUUGGUGUGCUUGGCACAAGAUAAGAAGAACUCUGCUGCUUUAUCAAUAUUUCUGGCUACUUCAGAGAGUAUAAAAUGUGUGUCAGGUCAAUACUUCGUGGAUUAUCGGGUACAAAGAAGACCAGCCAUAUUGGAUAAUCAAGGUUUCUGCCAAAGAAUUUGGGAUGAAAGUGUAGAACUUGUAAGUCUCGCCCACUAGUUCAAUAUCG
This is a messenger RNA of Phaedon cochleariae (mustard beetle), 999 nucleotides long. The record is from the annotation of a GenBank genome assembly. NCBI's taxonomy places the organism in Eukaryota, Metazoa, Arthropoda, Insecta, Coleoptera, Chrysomelidae.